This is a messenger RNA of Chrysoperla carnea, 2313 nucleotides long. Its product is annotated as leucine-rich repeat-containing protein 58. The record is from RefSeq and is a predicted model, not a curated record. The transcript has 4 exons. Bases 80 to 1153 code for a protein of 357 amino acids. Lineage: Eukaryota; Metazoa; Arthropoda; Insecta; Neuroptera; Chrysopidae. Gene Ontology annotation, molecular function: protein binding.
AAAGCAAUAUUCAUUAAACAAUAUCACAUAUAAUGUAAAUUUUUUACUUGUUAUAAUUAAUUUUCUUUAAAGAUCAAAAAUGGAAAAUUAUACAUCAGAUAGUAGUGACAAUGAUAAUCAAAAUAAAAUAAUUGAUUUCUCAAAAUUAAAUCAAAGUGAACAAGUGAUCGAAGACAAUUUAGAAUACAUAUUAAAUUCAAAUAAAUCAUCUAUACAAGAUAUUGAAAUUAUGGUAUUAAGUAAUAACCAAUUGAAAAUAAUACCAAAUAGUUUAUCAAACUUUACAUGUUUAAAAUCAUUAGAUAUUAGUUUUACUGGUGUUAAAAGUUUACCCGAAUCAUUAAUACAAAUACCAUUAUCUUCAUUGAUUGCUAAAAAUAAUCAAUUACGUAAUGAAACUUUACCAAAAUUAUUACCAGUAACUUUAAAAGAAUUAAAUUUUAGUGGAAAUAUGUUUCAAUAUUUUCCGGAUCAAGUGUUAGAAAUGCCAAUAUUGAAAUAUUUAUAUUUAGGUGGUAAUCAAAUUAAUUCAAUACCAAAAGAAGUAAAAAAGUUAACAAAUUUACAAAUACUAUCAAUGGGAGGAAAUAAACUGGCCGAAAUACCAGCAUCACUUGGAGAAUUAAGACUUCUACAGGCAUUAGUUCUAAGUGACAAUGAAAUUGAAUCAUUACCAGCCAGCCUUGGAAAUUUACAUCAAUUGAAAUCAUUACUAUUACAUAAGAAUAAACUUCGGACACUUCCACCAGAUAUCAUAGCACUUAAAAAUUUACAUGAGUUAAGUUUGCGUGAUAAUCCACUUGUAGUACAAUUCGUAAGUGAUAUGACAUAUAAUCCAGCAACAUUAAUGGAACUGGCAGCACGUGUUGUAAAAGUAGCUGAAAUACCAUACAAUCCCAGAACAAUACCAUUCACUGUUUGCAGUUAUUUAAAUAGCGCACACUGUUGCGUGAACCCCAAAUGUAAAGGUGUGUACUUCGAUAAUCGAGUGGAACAUAUUAAAUUCGUCGAUUUUUGUGGAAAAUAUCGAAUACCCUUAUUACAAUAUUUAUGUUCAUCCAAAUGUGCAGCUACAGGCAGUAUUGAUAAAUCAAUGGCUGGACCAAGUCAACUUCCUAAUAGACAAAUGUUACGAAAAGUUCUAUUGGGUUAAUUGUGAUUUUUUAACACUUCCAAUUCUGCAAGAAAAUACGUAAAAAAUGUAAUUUUUAUAUUUGAUUUUUAUAUAGUGCCCAUUAGUAUAUUAUGUCAUUGAUAAAUAUACGUCUAGAAAAUUAUACUUAGAUUAGCAAUUUUUUUCUCUGUGAAAAUUAUACCACUGGAAAAAGUCAAAGUAAGAAUAAGUAACUCAUACAAAAAUUUCUAGAAGUGUUUUUACCAAUAACAUAAAAUCCUGACGGGCAUCUUAUCUAUAAAGAAGUAUUAGUUAAGACCUUACCAAAGGAGGCCAGCUAGAUAAUAUUUUGAGACAAGGUGACCCACAGAAGAGAAUAUACACAAGCGGUGGCUUGAUUAGAUUGCAGUGUUGUGUCGAUAUUCUACCUGUAGUGAGUGCUCUGCACUCUAGCCACUAGGCAAUCCACGAACCCUUAUAAAUAAUCAAACAAAUAACUAGAUUUGGUUUUCUGGCACCUAGUUAGUCUCCUCCAGUGUGUCCUUAACCUAAUACAGAGUUUCGCCAAAUUUGGCUUAGGUUAAAGUUAAAGCCCUCAAAUCUGAAAGCAAAGCUUUACUAGACGCAUUUUCCUUUAAACAAAAUGCUAGUCUCGGCGUACACUUCUAUUUACUUGAAUUCUGAUCAUUUAUUCAAGAACACCAUGUCUUACUUUCCAAAACCUUAUUUUAAAUUUUGCAAUUUAUAACUGUAUUUACUACCGACUUUAUUCUAACAAAUACAAUUUGUGAAAUUACCAUCGAAGACGUCGUGGAUUAUUUAUCUGUAUCCAAUUGAAAGAAAUCGCACUGUUUAAAUCAAUGAAAUUAAAAAUAUUUAAAAUUUUAAUUCAAAAAAUUAUUAAUUUAAAAUAUAAAAAUUUUAAAUCUGUGAAAUAUUGGUCCGUCACCCUCCCAAAAAAUGUGGCUUAUAUAGUAUCGCUAACAUCAGUUUCUAAAUUCGAAAAAGAAUGAAAAAGGCAAUCGGAGAUCACCCCCCUUACCAAUUUGGUAUUAAAAAUAUAUCUAAAAAUUUUAUAAUUAUUUUUAAACUUAUUAAAUUCCAUUAUGUUACCAUUAUUCUGAUUGGAAUUGAUCGAUUUACUUUUUUCCUAAUAAAUCUUGAAAUUUCCAAUACAAAGUUAUUGUUAAAAAAUUUGU